Molecule: messenger RNA, 1164 nt
Organism: Saccostrea cuccullata (small rock oyster)
Lineage: Eukaryota; Metazoa; Mollusca; Bivalvia; Ostreida; Ostreidae
Exons: 2
Coding region: 131-970 (279 amino acids)
Biological process (GO): protein polyubiquitination; proteasome-mediated ubiquitin-dependent protein catabolic process
Molecular function (GO): ubiquitin protein ligase activity
Source: RefSeq, a predicted model, not a curated record
UUAUCUCCACCCAGUAAGUAAAUUACAGAUCUCGUCUAAGUCUAAGUCUCGACUAUAAUCUCUCUCCUUCACUGUACAUUCCAAAGUUUGCUGAACAGAAAUAAACAUUUAGAGGCCCAUUGUGUCAAAAAUGGCUCUUUCCAAACCCAAAAAAUCUGACAAGAAACAAACAUUGUCUCUGUCUGCCUCUGUCACCAAGGUCAGGGAGUUCAAUGUACCAGGUGUUAAUCAUGUACGCCAUGUAUCACUAGAUCAAUCAGACAGACUCUGGAUCAGUGACUUUUGGGGUAAUCUUGUCCAAAUAGAUCUACAGGGGAAUGUGAUACAGGAGAUAGAAACCAUUGGAUCUGGAGUUUACCACACCGUGACACAGGACGGGGAUCUGAUCUUUACAGACAAAGACAAGAAAGUCAUCAAUAGGAUAACACAGGGUAAUAAUAUCACUGAAUUCAUUAAAACUGGAGACUGGAUACCAAUCAGCAUACACUCCUCCCACAUCAACGGGGACUUACUGGUGGGGAUGAUGAAGGGUGUAGAAGGUAAAGUCACCAGGUACAACAAGACAGGGAAAGAACUACAGAACUUACAGCAGGAUAUCAAAGGACUCGAACAAUAUAGAAUACCACAGUACAUCACAGAAAACUUCAAUGGAGAUAUCUGUACAUCACACUGGGGUAAGGCAGUAGUGGUGGUGAAUAAAUCAGGACAACACAGAUUUUCCUACACAGGUCAGGGGAGAUGGUUCACUCCCUGUGGAAUCUGUACUGAUGUCCUCGGUCACAUCCUGGUGUGUGAUGGUCUCAAUAACACUGUUCAUCUCCUUGAUCAGGACGGUCAGUUCUUGUCUCUAUUACUCACACAACAACAAGGGGUAGAGUAUCCCUGUAGUGUGUGUGUGGAUGAUGAGAACAAUCUCUAUGUGGGACAAAAAGAAACCAAUACACUGACAGUGUACAAGUAUAUAAAGUGAUUAUAAUUCCAUCAGUCGUACAUAAUUCUAAAACUUAAAUUUGUGAUUUCCAGUACAGAAAUGUAUAUUCUGAAUAGUGUUCCGUCCAUUGAACAUUAUUUAUACUGAACAAAUUGUACAUACUGUAAAUUAAUUUCAAUGGAAAACAUUGUAUAAACACCUCUUAGAAUUUGGAAUUAAAAGAUACUUGUCUA